UCAACAUCAUAACAUGUUUUUUAAUUGCUUUGGAUAAGAAAGAAAAAGAAUUAAACUUAGUACAUUUGUGAAGUAUAUAUAACACCCCAAUCAGAACAAAAUGUAACAACACACCAAAACAAAUCGAAAACAAGACAAAACAAUGAUAUUGGUAUCAGAAGGAAUCAAAUUGGAAUCAGAAGUAUAUUAUGGAGACGAAAUUUGUCAAGUGAAAUCAAAAGAACUUCUGGAAGAUAUGUGUCUUCCCAAAGAUAUGUUACCAUUGAAAGACAUCAUUGAAGUUGGUCACAACAGAGAAACAGGUUUCGUGUGGCUGAAACAGAAGAAUAGGAUUACACACAAAUUUGAAAAGAUUGGAAAACUUAUUUCUUAUGCUACUGAAGUCACUUCUUAUGUUGAAAAAGGUAAGAUUAAUAAAAUGAGUGGUGUUAAAUCCAAAGAGCUUUUUAUAUGGGUUACACUAAGUGAUAUUUAUGUUGAUGAUCCACCAACUGAGAAAAUCACUUUUCAAACUCCUGCUGGACUUUCUAGAACUUUCGUUGUUUCUGCUUUUGAACUUGAGGAGAAAUCAAGUGGUGUGAAAGAGUUUCGUUCAUCAGUUGUUCAUUUCCUUUUUGUUAGCGCGUUGCAGUUUGGAUGGAAGUUGUUAUGGCUUAUAGCUGUUGUGGUUGGUUUGGCUCGUAUUGUGUAG
Molecule: messenger RNA, 691 nt
Organism: Lathyrus oleraceus (garden pea)
Lineage: Eukaryota; Viridiplantae; Streptophyta; Magnoliopsida; Fabales; Fabaceae
Exons: 3
Coding region: 143-691 (182 amino acids)
Source: RefSeq, a predicted model, not a curated record